Brassica oleracea var. oleracea is the source of this 767-nucleotide messenger RNA. RefSeq lists its product as uncharacterized. The record is from RefSeq and is a predicted model, not a curated record. NCBI's taxonomy places the organism in Eukaryota, Viridiplantae, Streptophyta, Magnoliopsida, Brassicales, Brassicaceae.
CAGGAAAUGUUCUCAGAUUAAAGAAGGCAAUUUAUGGCUUGAAGCAAUCUCCAAGGGCUUGGUACCAUAAGUUGAGCACCACCCUCAAUGGAAGAGGCUUUGUCAAGUCUGAAGCUGAUCAUACCCUAUUCACUCUCACUAGCCAGCAAGGAAUCAUUGUCAUUCUCAUCUAUGUUGAUGACAUUAUCAUCACAGGCAGUGACAAAGAAGGGAUCAUCUCGACCAAAGCGUUCCUUAAGGCUUCAUUUGAUAUCAAGGACUUGGGAGAGCUCAAAUACUUCCUAGGGAUCGAGAUGUGUAGGUCUAAGGAAGGGUUGUUUCUAUCUCAAAGGAAAUACACCCUUGACUUACUAAAUGAGGCUGGAGAUCUUGGUGGAAGAGCUGCCAAAACACCUCUAGAGGAAGGAUACAAAGUGAUGCGUGAGGGGGAGAUUGAAGACAAGUCAUAUGAAGAUGUAAAGCAUUAUAGGAGAAUGGUGGGAAAACUCAUUUAUCUUACCAUUACCCGACCAGAUGUAUGCUUUGCAGUAAACCAAGUAAGCCAACACAUGCAAGCUCCCAAGGUACACCACUGGAACAUGGUUGAGAGGAUUCUCAGGUACCUAAGAGAGGCACCAUGUCAAGGAGUAUGGAUGAGAUGCAAUAGAAGCACUGAGAUUGUUGGGUACUGUGCUGCGGAUUGGGCAGGAGAUCGAGUUGAUAGGAGAUCAACUACUGGAUAUUGUACCUUCAUUGGAGGCAAUUUGGCUAAGAGCAACUACUGGUAA